Fulmarus glacialis (Northern fulmar) is the source of this 660-nucleotide messenger RNA. RefSeq names its product protein tyrosine phosphatase-like A domain containing 2 (gene HACD4). Bases 1 to 660 code for a protein of 219 amino acids. Gene Ontology annotation, cellular component: endoplasmic reticulum membrane. The record is from RefSeq and is a predicted model, not a curated record. Gene Ontology annotation, molecular function: 3-hydroxyacyl-CoA dehydratase activity. Gene Ontology annotation, biological process: sphingolipid biosynthetic process; fatty acid elongation; very long-chain fatty acid biosynthetic process. The transcript is spliced from 6 exons. NCBI's taxonomy places the organism in Eukaryota, Metazoa, Chordata, Aves, Procellariiformes, Procellariidae.
AUGAACACCUACCUCUUUGUGUAUGACCUAAUGCAAUUCUGUGGACAUUCCUGGAUAUUUACAAAUAUGAUCAUCAGGUUCAUGUCAUUUGGAAAAGAUUCAUUGGCCGACACGUUUUACUCUAUAGGCCUUGUAAUGCGCCUUUGCCAGUUAUUAUCUCUAUUGGAGAUCCUACACAUCCUCAUUGGCAUUGAUAAAAGCCGACUCUUCCCCAGGUUUUUGCAGAUCACUGAGAGAAUAAUUGUUUUAUUUGUCGUGAUCAACAGUCAGGAAGAAGUUCAAGGGAAAUACAUUGUGUGUGUUUUAUUUUUCCUUUGGAACUUAUUAGAUGUGGUCAGGUACACUUACAACAUGUUAGCAAGGAUGGGAAUAUACUACCUACCACUGACAUGGCUCAACUUCUCACUGUGCAUCCCACUCUAUCCCCUUUCAGUUCUGGCUAAAGCAUUUGCAAUUUGUGUAUCACUGCCAUAUUUUGAAUCCUUUGGCACAUACUCCGUCAAGCUACCACUUCCCUUCGCCUUCUCAAUCUACUUCCCCUAUGUUCUGAAAACGUACCUGCUAGUGCUGUUUAUAGGUAUGUGCUUUAUCAUCCAGAACCUCUUCUCCGAAAGAAAGGCACACCUAGGGACAGGCAACAUCAAAAAGAAAAGAAGCUAA